Messenger RNA from Trifolium pratense (red clover), 2145 nucleotides. RefSeq names its product pre-rRNA-processing protein las1. The coding region runs from base 135 to 1913 and encodes 592 amino acids. The record is from RefSeq and is a predicted model, not a curated record. Gene Ontology annotation, molecular function: endonuclease activity. NCBI's taxonomy places the organism in Eukaryota, Viridiplantae, Streptophyta, Magnoliopsida, Fabales, Fabaceae. Gene Ontology annotation, biological process: maturation of LSU-rRNA; maturation of 5.8S rRNA. The transcript is spliced from 8 exons. Gene Ontology annotation, cellular component: preribosome, large subunit precursor; Las1 complex.
AAGAAAAAUCACAGUGUAUAUAGUUGGUGUGAUUUCUUUAGUCAAGUAAAUAUCAUCCACCCACCAUCUUCACCCAUCUCCGGUAUCUAGUCAACCCACCGCCGCCGCCAACUCCGUUCACUUCACCUCUUCAGAUGGAGGCGGAAUUUUUAGGGUUCGAAGAAGUACCGGCAUUGGAAGACGAUGAACAACGAAAAUUAGUUCCUUGGUUAGACUGGAACGAAUGGCUUUCCGUUAGAGAUGCUCUCUUCUCUCAUUCUUCUCAAUCUCUUUCCUUUGCUCUUAAACGAAUUUCGUCAUGGCGGAGUCGAGGUUCAUUGCCGGCUGCCAUCGACGUCACUGCUACAAUAGUUGAAAUUCAGAACAUGGACCCCUUUUUUAGACAGGAUAAAUUGGAUGAUGGUUCUGUUUCAGAGGAGAUUCUAAGUAAUCUGUAUACCAUGGCAAUCGUGAGGCUUGUGAAUGCUACUGUUGAGAAGAUAGGGACGAAAGAACAAGGGUCAAUAAAUGUGCGUGCUGACAAAAUUUGCAUUCCACGCAUGCUGAUUGAUGUUCGCCACGAGGGAUCACAUCGUGAGCUUCCAUCGCUCAAUGUUGCCCGUAGUGCCUCCGUUAAGGCACUUGAUUGGUUAAAAUCUUAUUAUUGGGAGCCUCAGAGCGAAGCAAUUCCUUUUCAAGGUAAAGGCAAUGCAGAUGUCAAAAAGGAAAUCAAGUCUACGAUUCGUAAAUUAGCUAUCUGCGUGAAAGUCAGUGGGAGUCCCCAGUCUAGUACACUGCUCAAGGGAAAACUUCCCAAGAAACAGAUUAAGAGGAUCUUGAAAUCUGUAAUUCGGUUACAUUCUUCCUUCUCUUCAGAGACUGUGUCGGUGUUGUUGGAUUAUUUGUUGAAAACAUUAAGUUCUUCAGAGUUCAAAAAGAAUGUAGACGAUGCUUCUGUUGGUCCCACCAUAGAGAAUGUUUUGGCUGAUUGGAAGCCUGUCAUACUCAAAUUGUACAACAAGGAACCAGAAUUGCAUCUGAAUCUCCUUAAGGAAGUUCUUCAUAAGAUUGAAGCUCAGGAAGAUAUGAAGUGUGAAGAAGAUAACUCUAGUCAAGGGUUUUAUCAAAGUGCUUAUCUUUCUUCUUUGUUUGCAUGGCUUGUUCGAAUUCACGACAAAAAAACUUCUGUAGCAAAUAUGCCAAAGAGGGUUAUGCACGAACUUGUUCGUAAAUGUAUCCUAAUAUCACGGCUUUGCAACAAGCAGAUCAUGGAUUCAGCUCUUCAUCUUGCAAAACUGAUGGAUGAUAAAUCUUUGUUGAAGAAAGUUCAAUUGCUUUCUGGUCUUGCUUUGUCCAACAUUGUUGACAAUGCAGAUGAUCAAAACUCUUCAUUGACUUCAACGAAUGUUUCCCAAUUCGAGGAAUCCCUGCGUGAAGCAAAUAAAAAACUUGAGUUAGUCAAACAACAGAUAACGAGAAAUAAACAGUCAAGUGAAAUGAAUUGUGAGACUGAAGAAACACAGGUGUGGACUUUGGCUAAGUCAUGGAACCCAUGUCCUAUCGGCAUGUUGCCUCAUUUUAUUGGUUCAUCUGGUUGCCUUCCUGUUCUUGAUGUUAUUGAUAAUGAAACCGUUCUUGAUGUUAUUGAUAAUGAAGAACAUAAUCAAGUACCAGCAAGCAAAGGGAAUUGGAAAUUGAUCAAACAUGGUGCCAAGCGAGAUGCCCCUUCAGACAUUCAGCUACUCGAUAACUCAACUGCUAAGAAGAUGAGGGAAACCGAAGAACCUGGCGAAUUAAACAGCGAAACUCCAACGGAAGAGGAUGAAUUACCAACGGAAGAGGGGAAAGGAUACCUAAUAGUAGGCGGGAUUUGGAAGAAAGUAACAGAGGAAGAACUACUAGCCAUUCAAUCUUCUGUGAGAAUUUUAAUUUAAUUGAUACCUGCUUAGAUUAGCUCAGCUCAGCUCAGCUCAAAUUUUGAUUAUGAUUUUCAGUUUAAUUAUUCAUAAGCUUUUUUUUUUACUUAAUUUAGGUAGUGGUUAUUUAUGAUACCAAUAUAGGAUAUAGAUGUCUUGUCUGUUUGAGUUAAUUCAUUUGUGCUGUUAUUACUAAUGUUAAAAGAAUUUAUUAAAUUAAAUAUAACAAAAGUAAUAUAAGUUUUAUGCA